AUGAGCCUGGAGUCUCCAUUCCAGCUCAAGCAAACUAACGUCAGUCGUCCACGUCUUUCGCACUCAGAAUCGCAGCAGAGCAUUGCUGAGUCCCAGGCCGCUUCAGAGGGCUACUACAGCCUCUCUGAGAAUUCGUCGAGCGAGAGUGACGCUCGCCGGCUUCGCCACGCGACACCGCCUUCUCAGUACCGCACGCCAGCAGAGAGCCAUGAGCAUCUGCAGAACCACGACGACGCACCGAUAGCAUCGUUACGAGGAGUCGGCGUCCAGCGCCACCCACCACCCACCACCGACCGGCCCGUCUCCACCAUCGCCGAGGAGCGACCAGACACGCAGGCAAGCAGGCAGCGUCCAAUGGACUCGGAGUCAAUGGCCACCACUCCCGGCUUGGACACGACACCCUACAUUCGCUUUGCCAUCGAUCAGCUCACGCGCGAUGAGGAAGUGCGAGGCAGUCGCAUGUACCCGCAGGGUCAUGAGGAUGCAACAGUAGUGUCCGACGGAGAGCCCGAGGAGACCGAUUACCCAGUCGAGCGGAUAGUGUCCGACGAGAGUUUGGGCUACAUGAACCAGGAUGCUCGGACGCAGGAAAGACUAUCGCGCUACAUGCCCCAGAGGCAGUCACGGCAGGUGCCGCACGCACAGGCAGGUGCGACACAAGAGAAACAGCCAUACCGGGAAAGGGCGCCAGAGCAGGCGCAGAAGGACGUCUUCAUCGCACACGACGUUCCACAUGCACCGCUGAACUUUGUACCUGGGAUCCUGCGCCCUCUCUGGCUGAUUUUGUUCGCCUUCGUCUGCUUGCUCAUGCUUGCAGCCCUCAUAUUCUGCGCCAUCUACUCGAACCGACAGAACGGCGCUGGACUAUGGGAUUACCGUGUGUUCGGCGACAAUCGAUACUUUGUCUUCGAAUAUCUACCCACCCUGCUUGGUGCGCUCAUUCUUCUAUGGCUCAUCCAGGUGCAAGUGGCAUUACAGCGAGUGGUGCCCUUCACCGCCAUGGCCUCCGACCAGUACCACCCACGAUCCGAGGCCAUAUUUCUGCAGCUUUACCCCACGCAGUUCCUACUUCCUCGCAUGGAGUACUUCCGCGCCGGACAGCCAGUAGUCGGCGUUUGCUUUCUUAUCUUCUGGCUUUUCCAAUGGACGAUACCCCUUCUUGCAUCUUCUUUCAACGUACGAUAUGACCUUAGCAGAGCAGUCUGGCGGUGGGUCGCUGUGCAGGGCGUUAUUUGGACGGUCGUCGUCCUUUACAUACUACUGGUGUUGGCACUACUGGUGCUGCUGGUGGUCCUUCGCAAGCCCACUGGCUUGAAGUGGGAUCCCCGCUCUUUGGCCGAUAUUGUCGCACUGCUAGAGCGAUCAAAUAUCACAAGCGACUACAGCGGGGCCGAGACCUUUGAGAAACGGGACUUCGACAAUCUGAGAGGGCGGUCAGACCGCUUGGGAUACUGGAGUACGACAAGACGCCCAAAUGACAUCUUCCACGGCAUCGGAGAAGAAGGCGUCCCAACGCGAAGAUACUCUAUCGAGGAUGGACGCAUCCGCGAGAAAGGCGGGGAGCGCACAUAUCCGGACCCAGCUGAUGAACGACAAAGCCACCGCCCAAGCGACUUCUCCAUCCGCAUGGACAUCCGCAGCCCCAGCGUCCGUCUGCGAUACCUCCCCUGGUGGCUACGCACCUCAGCCGUGCUCCUCUGGAUCGUCACCGCGAUGGUGCUCCUAGUUGCCUUCCUCGUUAUCAGUUUCGUCAACAGCGCCGUCCGCCUCGGCUUCCUGCCGCAGGUCUUCGCCCGCACCAACGCCGCCGGCUUCUCCGCCUCCAACUUCCUCUAUUCCUUCGUCCCCGCCCUCAUCGGCCACAUCCUUUUUCUCAUCCUCCUCACCUUCGACUACACCCUCCGCGUCCUCCGCCCCUACAUCUCGCUCGCCUCCAAAGGCGGCGCCACAGCCGAGACGUCCCUCCUUGUCGACUACGCCGCCCGCCUCCCCCUCUCCGCCACCUUCGCUGCCCUCGAAAACCAGCACUACCAAACCGCCAUCCUAUCCCUCGUCUCCCUCUUCUCCCUCGCCAUCCCCGUCCUCGCAGGUGGCUGCUUCUGGACACAGUACUACCCCAACUCGGACGUCGUCCGCGUCGCCGCCGAGCUGCCGGGCUUCUACGCGCUGUGCUUUUUUCUUGCGCUGUACGGCAUCACACUGUUGGCGCUCUGGCCGAGCCGCCGCCUGGCCGCCCUCCCACACCGCAGCACCGCACUCGCGGAGAUUAUUAGCUGGGUGUACCAGUCGCCGCUACUGGCGGAUCGCGCAUUCAACCGCCCGCAAACCAAGCCGGAGCUUGUGGCAAGGCUGAUGGGGAGCGCGUAUGCGGAACGCUCGUGGGCGCAGUCUGUAACUUCUCUGAUCCGUCCCAGCCGGGAUAAUUUGAGGGAACAGAGUGCUCGGCGGGGAAAGAAGCAGGGCGAGAAAGCGGGUGACACGCACCCGGGAAAGACGCGGUACGGCUUCGGCAUCCACAUUGGCCGGGAUGGCCUGGAGCACUUGGGUAUUGACCGCGUAAGGCGCGGAGGCGAGAGGUCUGGCCGCGAGAUGGUUAUCUGGGAGGAGCAGCAGAGGAAGAGUUGGGUUUCUACGGCAUAGAUCCGAAAGGGAGCCGAUUAAAAUGUUUUGAGUGGAGCGUUUUUGGAUUUUGGCGUAAGACAUGAGCAUAUAGGACACCGGUUACGGAUCACGGAUUACGGCAUGGCAUGGUAUGGCAUCUAAACGUUCACGACUUUGUUUCAGCAAGAAAGGUGUGUAUAGGAUUGGGCGGACAAUGUGUAUAAUGAGUACGGGACUGGAGUAAUGCGGACUGCACAUACUAAGCG
Messenger RNA from Paraphaeosphaeria sporulosa, 2867 nucleotides. RefSeq lists its product as uncharacterized. NCBI's taxonomy places the organism in Eukaryota, Fungi, Ascomycota, Dothideomycetes, Pleosporales, Didymosphaeriaceae. The transcript has 2 exons. The coding region runs from base 1 to 2640 and encodes 879 amino acids. The record is from RefSeq and is a predicted model, not a curated record.